AUGCACUCAAAAAUGAGUGUAACCUGGACCGAUAUCAAUGCCUUCGACGUCCCCGAGCACUUCAGUUGUUACCCUGCCGGCAUUGCCAACAACGCCGUGGAAGUCGAGACAGCCAUCAACAAAGUCAUCGACGCUUCUUGUUCUUCUGGAUCAAAGGAGUGGAAGAAAGCUAAGAUCCGCCAUUCAAACCCCGAUAACAAUCCUUUCGCUAUUUGCCACUGUACUGCCUUUCCAGAUCGGUUGAUAUUGCUUUCGUGUAUCAUUGAGCUGGCGUGGAUAAAUGAUGAUGUUACCGAGGAACUGGAGCAUAAAGCAGCAAUGGCCAAACACGACAUCCUCAUCGAGGCAAUGAGUUUUGAAAACCUCAUCAAGGCUGAUAUCGGUUAUUUCAAUUCCCGCGAAAUGCUCUUCGGACUGCUCGUCCAGAAAGCCUGUGGCGUAGACCCAGCAUCCGCACCGGCAGUUGUCAAAGUCCUCACCAACUACCUUAGAACCUUCGAUGCCAGCGAUGAGGAUUUCACGACAAUGGAUAAGUAUAAUCCGUAUCGGGUGGCUAAUUGUGGAUACUGGAUAUCAUCCUUCUUCAUCCGGUGGGGAAUGGAUCUAACCCUAACUGAUGCCGAAUACGCCCAAAUCGCCUCCUUCGAUCUCUCUAUGGGAAUCAUCCUCGGCCUCACAAACGACUACUACUCCUGGACUGUCGAAAAGGACCAACUAACGGACCGGAUGAGGAAUGCUGUCCGCGUGCUCAUGAAUGAGUAUAAUGUUCCUGAUACUAUUGCAAAGUCUCUACUUAGGGGAUUGAUUGUGGAUGAGGAGGAAAAGGCGGCGAGGUUGAAGAGAGAGAUUUUAGAUGAUGGACCGAGUGCUGCGGUGAUGCAGUAUAUUGAUGCGAUUGAGUUGUAUGUUGGGGGAAGUUGUUACUGGCAUGCUACUGCUCCGAGAUAUAGAGUCUAG
Messenger RNA from Aspergillus piperis CBS 112811, 957 nucleotides. Its product is annotated as terpene synthase family protein. The transcript is spliced from 4 exons. The record is from RefSeq and is a predicted model, not a curated record. NCBI's taxonomy places the organism in Eukaryota, Fungi, Ascomycota, Eurotiomycetes, Eurotiales, Aspergillaceae. Bases 1 to 957 code for a protein of 318 amino acids.